Maudiozyma saulgeensis is the source of this 822-nucleotide messenger RNA. The record is from the annotation of a GenBank genome assembly. Lineage: Eukaryota; Fungi; Ascomycota; Saccharomycetes; Saccharomycetales; Saccharomycetaceae.
AUGAUUAAGUCUAGUUUUUCAAAACAGGCACUUCGUAUGGUAUCUACGACCCAUUUCGGGUCAAAGACUGUUCCAGUUGAUCAAAAAGCUAAAUUAGUAGGCCAUGUAUUUUCUUCAGUGGCUUCAAAAUAUGAUUUAAUGAAUGAUAUUAUGUCUUUGGGGAUUCAUAGACUAUGGAAAGAUCAUUUCAUUAAUAAAUUGGACCCCGGUAUGAGACCAGGUUCUAAUGAACCAUUGAAUUUCUUAGAUGUUGCUGGUGGUUCAGGAGAUAUUGCAUUUGGUAUAUUAGAUUAUGCAAAGACUAAAUUCGGUGAUAUUCAAUCAACUAUGGAUGUUGUCGAUAUUAACCCAGAUAUGCUGAAAGAAGGUGAACGACGUGCAUUGGAUCAAGGUCGUUAUUUUGAAGAUCCAAGAGUUAGGUUUAUGGUCCAAGAUGGUGAGAAUUUAGAUUCAAUUGAAUCUAAUUCAAAAGAUGUUUACACCGUAAGUUUUGGUAUUAGAAAUUUUACUAAUAUUCAACGUGGUUUAGAAACCGCUCAUAGAGUAUUGAAACCAGGCGGUAUCUUUUAUUGUUUAGAAUUUUCAAAAAUUGAAAAUCCUUUAAUGGAUAUGGCUUAUCAACAAUGGGCAAAAGCUUUACCUGUAUUUGGUUCAAUUGUCGCUAACGAUUAUGAUUCUUAUCAAUAUCUAGUCGAAUCCAUCGAAAGGUUCCCAGAUCAAGAAACUUUUAAAUCAAUGAUACAGGAUGCUGGAUUUCAAGCUGCUGGGUAUGAAAGUUUAACUUCUGGGAUUUGUGCCAUUCAUUGGGGUAUUAAAGUUUAA